GUGCGCCUGUGAGUGUGUUUAAGACGCGUCGACUCGAGCAGCAGCAGCAGCAGGAGGAGCUGCUGGAGGGGGACUUGAAAACUUCACUGCCGGGAUUUGGCGAUUUAGAGGCUUCCAGUCCAGCUGCGAUCGUCUGAGAGGAGGACCGGUCCGGUUCUCAGCACUGGAACCAUUUCCGGCCAACAUGGAUGAUUUAGAUGCUUUGUUGGCGGACCUUGAGUCCACGACAUCCCACAUCUCCAAGCGAGCCCUUUUCCUGUCUGACGAGGCCGCCUACUCCUUUCCUGUUCAGGGUCAGACCCAGCAAGACGUCUGCUCUCCACCCCAAAUCCCACCCUCUCCCCCAGAGCAAACUCUGAAUGGAGUAGAAGAAACCGAGUCCAUCAGCUCGGCUCAGAGAAGUCCCUGGUCUAGAGAUAGCAGCAAUCCAGGCCGACCCACUGGUGAAGAGGACCACGUGUACAGUCUCCCUAAUAAACAAAAGACCAGUGAAUCAUCAGCUGGUGCCAUGAACUCGCUGGGCAGCAACCUGUCUGAACUGGACCGCCUGCUGUUGGAGCUCAAUGCUGUGCAGCAAAGCACCCCUGCCUUCGCAACAGAAGAGGAAGCAGCUCCACCACUGCCUGCCAGCGGCGUUGUCCACCACGUACAGGAGAAUGGGGUCUCCACUGCAGGUAAAGCCAUUCCUCCUGUGGUGGAGAAGCCCAUACGUGGUGCAUCCACUCGAGGAAUACAGGACGUACGACCAAGUGUGGAGAGCCUUCUAAAUGAGUUGGAAAGCUCCGUCCCAUCACCACAUCCCACACCAUUGGUGGUGUCCGAUGAGCAAACGGAUGGACAAGAAACGCUGUCACAACAGCAAGCCAGAAUGUCUGCCUCCUCUGCCACAAGAGAGCUGGAUGAGCUAAUGGCUUCUCUGUCUGACUUCAAAGUGCAAAGCAAUAUCCAGUCACAGGGAAAGACUUCUCCCUCUCCUGCCCCCAAGCCAGCCAACAAACUGGACAACAUGCUGGGAAGCUUGCAGUCCGACCUCAACAAACUUGGCGUCCAGACGGUAGCUAAAGGGGUCUGCGGUGCCUGUAAGAAACCGAUUGCUGGGCAGGUGGUGACUGCCAUGGGGAGAACGUGGCACCCCGAGCACUUUGUGUGCACCCACUGUCAGGACGAGAUCGGCUCCAGAAAUUUCUUUGAGCGUGAUGGGCACCCAUAUUGCGAGAAAGACUACCACGGCCUGUUUUCACCUCGGUGCCACUACUGCAAUGGACCCAUACUGGAUAAAGUAGUGACGGCUUUGGACAAGACUUGGCAUCCAGACCAUUUCUUCUGCGCUCAGUGUGGAGCCUUUUUUGGGCCAGAAGGUUUCCAUGAGAAGGAUGGAAAGGCAUAUUGCAGAAAGGACUACUUUGACAUGUUUGCCCCUAAAUGCGGUGGUUGUGCCCGUGCCAUCCUUGAGAACUACAUUUCUGCUCUUAACUCGCUCUGGCACCCUGAAUGCUUUGUCUGCAGGGAGUGCUUCACGCCAUUUGUAAAUGGCAGCUUCUUUGACCACGACGGGCAGCCGUACUGCGAGGCCCACUACCACGAGCGGCGUGGCUCACUGUGUUCUGGCUGCCAGAAGCCCAUCACCGGCCGCUGCAUCACAGCCAUGAGCAAGAAGUUCCACCCGGAGCACUUUGUGUGCGCCUUCUGCCUCAAGCAGCUUAAUAAGGGCACCUUCAAAGAGCAAAAUGACAAGCCCUACUGCCACACCUGCUUCGUUAAGCUCUUCACUUAGACUCUCUGCUUGUGUGCCAGUGUGUGUAUACAUGCAUCUAAAAGUUUAAUGUCUAAAUGCACAUGUGGAUGUGUGCGUUUAAUGUGUCUCUGUGCAUCUACGAGUCGGUGGUUUCUCAGACAGAAGGUGUUAAUGUGAGAAAUGUCUCCUGACUAUUAACUCCUGAUACUGGAGGGACUUUCCGGGCUGCCCAACCUCUCAGGUUUGGCCUUUCACGCUUUUCCUAAAGAGAUUUUUAACAGAGCCCAAAGAGAUUUUUAUUUUGUUCCUGUUCGACAGGAAAAGGGAAAAAUGCGGUGUUAAUUUCCCCUUCUUAGUGUGUACAUAAUAAGCAUACAAGAAUCUAGUUAAGAGCCCUGAUUAUAAAUGAUUUUCUGCCCCCGCUGCAGGGAAAGACCCUGCAUCAUGUGGUGGUGAGUCUAUGCUGACAGUUUAAUGCAGAUAUGUGGCAGUUUUGUGAUUGCAUAGACCAUGGAGAGUUGGCUUAAGCAGUAUGUAUGUUGAGAGUUGAACACACAUUAGUUGUCCAGUGAGUGUUUAAAAAAAUAUGUAUUUUUCUAGAUUUGGAAUCUAUUGAGGUGCCAUUUAAAAUAACCAUAAAA
This is a messenger RNA of Archocentrus centrarchus (flier cichlid), 2376 nucleotides long. Its product is annotated as paxillin-like. Gene Ontology annotation, biological process: transforming growth factor beta receptor signaling pathway; endothelial cell migration; substrate adhesion-dependent cell spreading. Lineage: Eukaryota; Metazoa; Chordata; Actinopteri; Cichliformes; Cichlidae. The transcript has 11 exons. Bases 185 to 1774 code for a protein of 529 amino acids. The record is from RefSeq and is a predicted model, not a curated record.